ACUACUAAGUAAUUAAUAAGUCAUAAUCAAAGCCUGUAUGAUUGGAUUGAGGCAGAAAACAAAAUUCAGAGGUAUCCGCAAAUGGCACACUCUCUGCACCCUAAUACAAGUCUGCAGCAAGCCAGAAACUACUGCUAUCUAAUAGAAAAAGAAACAUGUUUACUUAGAACUUAGCAGAAUAAUAUGACAAGCAAUGACGAAACUGUAGGAUACUUCAAGUCUGCAGUAAAGUUCUUCAGAAACAAGACAAAGCGCAAACCGAGAAGAUUUCAAUGAAACCUGAAUUAUCCUUUGGCAAGGCACCAAAUGGUUACCUCGGAUGUAACGACGACAAAACAAGGGAAUCAGAGCACAAAGAUAACGAUGCUUCCGAUGAAUCAUAGAUAUUAUACAAUUAACAACAACAAAUCUUGAACUAGGCAUAGCACGGCCGUAUAUAAACACCUGACAUGCAUGGUUAUGAUGAGUUGUGCAGUUAUCUGAACUUUCUGAAGACAGUUUGCCUCUGCCAUGGCUGUGUUUGGAGCUGCCGUUCUUGUAGCUUUGGCAGUGACUUGUGGCCUCAUCUGGUCGAGGUCAAGAAGGCUAUCAAAGGAGAUGAGAGACAUCCCCGGAACAAUGGGCUGGCCUGUCGUCGGCGAGACCUUCUCCUUCAUCUCCGGCUUCUCGAGCCCUGCUGGCAUUCUGAGCUUCAUGCGUGACAGACAGAAGAGGUUCGGCAAGGUGUUCAAGACGUAUGUUCUUGGGAGGAUGACGGUGUUCAUGACGGGGAGGGAGGCGGCCAAGAUCCUGCUGUCCGGGAAGGACGGCGUGGUGAGCCUGAACCUGUUCUACACCGGCAAGCAGGUGCUCGGGCCGACCAGCCUCCUCACCACCAACGGCGACGAGCACAAGAAGCUGCGCCGCCUCAUCGGCGAGCCGCUCUCCAUUGACGCGCUCAAGAAGCACUUCGACUUCAUCAACGACCUCGCCGUCCAGACGCUCGACACCUGGCUCGACAGGAGAGUGCUUGUGCUCGAGGAGGCCUCAUCUUUCACGCUCAAGGUGAUCGCCAACAUGCUGAUAAGCUUGGAGCCAGAGGGAGAGGAGCAGGAGAAGUUUCGCGCCAAUUUCAAGAUCAUAUCGUCUUCGUUCGCGUCGCUGCCUCUCAAGAUCCCAGGAACUGCAUUUCACCGUGGCCUCAAGGCCAGGAACCGGAUGUACGCGAUGCUGGACUCGGUGAUCGCCAGGAGGAGGGACGGCGGCGAGGUCCGCAACGACUUCCUCCAGACGCUGCUGCGGAAGCACGCCAAGGACGGCACCGCCGCCGACGAGGACGACGGCGGCGGCGGCGGCGAUCGAGACGCGGACAAGCUGACGGACGCGCAGCUCAAGGACAACAUCCUGACGCUGCUCGUCGCCGGCCACGACACGACGACGGCGGGGCUGACGUGGCUCAUCAAGUUCCUCGGCGAGAACCCGGAGGCCCUGCAGAAACUCAGAGAAGAGCACAUGGAGAUCAAGGAGAGGCUGGAUGGAUCAUCACAUCUCAGAUGGUCAGAUGUGAACAGCAUGCCUUACACCAACAAGGUGAUGAACGAGACACUGAGGAGAGCGACCAUCCUGCCAUGGUUCUCACGAAAAGCCGCUCAGGACUUCAGCAUUGAUGGGUACGAGAUCAAGAAGGGGACGUCGGUGAACCUGGACGUGGUGUCCAUCCACCAUGACCCGUCCGUCUUCGCCGACCCCUACAAGUUCGAUCCAAACAGAUUCGAUGGGACGUUGAAGCCGUACAGCUUCCUGGGAUUCGGCAGCGGGCCGCGGAUGUGCCCCGGGAUGAGCCUGGCGCGCCUCGAGAUCUGCGUCUUCAUCCACCACCUCGUCUGCAGAUACAGCUGGACGCCGCUGGAAGACGACGACUCGGUGCAGCCGACGCUAGUGCGAAUGCUCAGGAACAAGUACCCCAUCGUCGCCGCUGCCAUCUGACAACGGCAACUCGACCUGACAUUCAGUUUCAUCGACGACGAGAGAUGAAACGGAAGGGACACUCGAGAGUAGAUAGUGCUAGGCUAUUCCAUGGUUUUACUCUACUAUAUAAAAAAAAUUACACAAACAACACGACACGAAUCAUCUUUGCAUAAAGCCCAUGCAUCAAAUCGGCUUGCUUAAUCUUGGAUAAGCAAUACCCAUGAAUUGAAUACCACUGCAAAAUUGCACUCUUGCAGUAUAUACUGCAUGAGUUAAGGUACAUCCUAUGUUACAAAUGUACAGCCGUGAGUUCAAUACGUAAUCAAAAUUCAUCAGAGUUAAAAAAAAAUGUUUCUGUAGUUCUGUUGCCGAUAUAUACUAUUUUGUUGCUAUAAACUAAGUACUCCAGCAGGCAGCCAAGAAAUAAAGCAGCAGGAGCUACUCCGUGGCAAAGUGACGAGGAACAGCUACUUCAGUGGCAAAUGUGACAAAGAACAGCAACCACGUAGCAUCGCUCAGAUAUUCAGGUCGCUUAAACAUGAUCACAGCAGGGCAGUAACAAGGAAUGGCACAAUCCAAGAAGCAACACAACAGCAGCAACUCCGGAAGGGCCAGGGUCAAUGGAACAAUAACCAGGUAGCAAAGCCAAUCAGAGUAACAAAGAAACACUAUGCAAGGCAGCAGUGGCCUUCCCACGCUAAACCGCACAUGAUAGAUUGAUGCCAACGAACAAGCCGGUCAUAAGACUAGAACAAAUCGCUGUUAAGACAGUAGUAACCAAUCCAGAACAAGAGAACAAAGAACUCAAACAAACCUGCCAAAACAAAA
Oryza sativa Japonica Group (Japanese rice) is the source of this 2775-nucleotide messenger RNA. Its product is annotated as abscisic acid 8'-hydroxylase 1-like. Gene Ontology annotation, molecular function: iron ion binding; oxidoreductase activity, acting on paired donors, with incorporation or reduction of molecular oxygen; monooxygenase activity. The record is from RefSeq and is a predicted model, not a curated record. Gene Ontology annotation, biological process: brassinosteroid biosynthetic process; brassinosteroid homeostasis; sterol metabolic process. NCBI's taxonomy places the organism in Eukaryota, Viridiplantae, Streptophyta, Magnoliopsida, Poales, Poaceae.